This is a messenger RNA of Zonotrichia leucophrys gambelii, 2610 nucleotides long. RefSeq names its product protein phosphatase 1 regulatory subunit 13 like (gene PPP1R13L). Gene Ontology annotation, molecular function: p53 binding. Lineage: Eukaryota; Metazoa; Chordata; Aves; Passeriformes; Passerellidae. The coding region runs from base 190 to 2529 and encodes 779 amino acids. The record is from RefSeq and is a predicted model, not a curated record. Gene Ontology annotation, biological process: regulation of apoptotic process. The transcript has 13 exons. Gene Ontology annotation, cellular component: nucleus.
GGUAACGCCCAGGUACCCACCGGGACCCUCCGGUACUCACCGGGACCCUCCAGGACCCCUCCCGUUCCCACCGGGACCCCUCCGGUAUCAACCGGGACCCACCGGGACCCCUCCCGUACUCACCGGGACCCCUCCGGUACCCUCCAAGACCCCUCCGUUACUCCUCGGGACCCUCCGGUAACUCCCAGGAUGGCGAGCGAGCGCCUGCGCAGCGCCCAGGACCUGCUGGACCUCACCUUCCAGUCCCUGGCCAUGCAGCACAUGGACCUGAAGCAGGUGGAGCUGGACACGGCCGUGGCCAAGGUGGACGAGCUCUCCCGCCAGCUCGAGUCCCUCUGGACGGACGGGCCCGGACCCCCCCACAAAGAGCAGAGCAGCCCCGGCCGGAGCCGCUCCAGCCGCCGCAGCCUCCUGGGGGACGCCCUGGAAUUGGGGGGGGGUCUCGGGGACCCUCUGGGGCGACCCCAGCCCCAUUUCCUGGCGGCGGGGGGGGGAGGGGCGGAGCUGGAGCGAGCCCCCUCCCCCCGGCCCAAGGUGCUGGCGGUGCCCAGCCCGGGGGGCGGCAGAGCCCCCUCCCCACGGCCCCCCCCCCUCCUGCGGCCCCUGGAGCUGCUCGGGGGGCUCGGGGGGUCCCCGGGGGGGGCGUUCGGGGCUGAGAGACCCCCGAACCCCCCCCCGUACGAGGUGCAGGCGCUGUACCCGUCCCUGAGCGCCCCCGGAACGUUCCGGACACAGGAUGACCUGGGCCUCAAGCGGCGCCCGCACCGGAGCUGGAACGAGUCCGACCUGGACGUGGCCUACGAGAAAAAACCGGGGGGCUACGAGCGGACCCCCGAGCCCCCGGCCCGGCCCUCGCUGGGGCUCUGGAGGGAAUCCAGCCUGGACUCCGGCAAGGACGGCCCGUUCGCCUCGCACAGCGCCACCCUGCCGCGCAAUUACAAGGUGUCCCCGCUGGAGCGGCGGCCGGAGCCGGGCGGGCCCGGGACGGCGCCGCCGCCGCCGUCGCUGUCGCCGCUGCCGCCGUUCCGGUGCCCGCCCGGUGCCCGCACCCUGCCCCGGGGCUGGCAGCCGGGCCCGGCCGCGCCCCCCGGCCCGCAGCCGGUGUCGCGCAUCCCGGUGCCCCCCAACCCGCCGGGGAGACCCCCGCGGCACAAAGCGCUGCCGCUGUCGGUGAUCUUCCGGCUGCAGAACGCGUUCUGGGAGCACGGCGGGCCCAGGGGGAUCCCGCUCUUCGGGGGGACCCCAUCAUCAUCAUCAUCAUCAUCGUCACCAUCAUCAUCAUCAGCAUCGCGGGGGUCGCCCCAAAAGCUGCCCCUGGCGCUGCCCCCGGCCCCGGCGGGAAUGGCGGGAGGGGAAGCCGCCCCCCGCCCCGCGCCCCCGGAGCCUCCGGAGCCCGAGGCGGAGCUGGAGCGGCUCCUGCGCUGCUCGGACCCCGAGGCUCCCCCCGAGAUUCCCCCCGAGGGACCCCCGGAGGGUCCCCCCGAGGCGGCCCCGGCGCGGCCGCUGAGCCCGACGCGGCUGCAGCCGCUGCUGCCGCCCGAGGCGCGCCGGGUGCCCGAGUUCCAGGAGGUGGCCCGGGUGCUGGCGGAGAUGCCGCGGCCGCUCAAGCGCCGGGGCUCCAUGGAGCAGAGCCCCGGGCCCGCCGCCGCCCCGGCGCGCACCCGCCACUACCGGCAGCUGAUCCCGCGCCUGCUGCACCGGCCCGGGGCGGCGGCGGCGGCGCCGGGGGAUGGCGGCGGGGAGGCGCCGGUACCGGUGCCGAUGUCGCCGUCUCCUCCUGCUCCGGCCGUGGAGGGCUCGGCCCCGGUGGCACCGGCGGUGGCCGCGGGAGCGGGAGCGGGGCAGGUGCCGGAGCUGCGCUCGGCGCUGCGCGACCCCUCCUCUCCGCGGCGCCGCCCCGGGGCGCGGGUGCGGCUGAACCCGCUGGUGCUGCUGCUGGACGCGGCCCUGACCGGGGAGCUGGACGUGGUGCAGCAGGCAGUGGCUGAGCUGAACGACCCGAGCCAGCCCAACGACGAGGGCAUCACGGCGCUGCACAACGCCAUCUGCGGCGCCAACUACGCCAUCGUGGAGUUCCUGAUCGCCAGCGGCGCCAACGUCAACUCCCCCGACAGCCACGGCUGGACCCCUCUGCACUGCGCGGCCUCGUGCAAUGACACGGGCGUGUGCGUGGCCCUGGUGCGCCACGGCGCCGCCAUCUUCGCCACCACGGCCAGCGACGGCAGCCUGGCGGUGGAGAAAUGCGACCCGUACCGCGAGGGCUACGCCGACUGCUCCAGCUACCUCACUGAGGUGGAGCAGGGCAUGGGGGUGCUCAACAGCGGGGUCGUGUACGCGCUCUGGGAUUACAGCGCCGAGUUCGGGGACGAGCUGUCGUUCCGCGAGGGGGAGCCGGUGACGGUGCUGCGCCGCGAGCCCCCCGACGAGCUCGACUGGUGGUGGGGGUCCCUCUACGGCCACGAGGGAUACGUGCCCCGCAACUACUUCGGGCUCUUCCCGAGGGUUCGGCCACAAAAGAAGAAAAUCUGAGGGGGGGUCUCGACCCCUCCCCUCCCCCCCAAAAUCGGGACACGCCCCCUUUGCUGUCCCCUCCCCCCCCGUGGUGUCCCC